AUGCUUCAGCGCUGGGUCCGGCAAUGCCGCACGCUGGAUCUGCCGCAGUUCGGUGCGAUACCGAGCCAGGUCGGCAGGCCCGGUACGCCGAGGGCGCCUUCCCGCGGGGCGGCGGCGUCGCGCAUGCGCUGCGGAGUGCUGGGAGGCGGCGCGGCGGUGGGAUCGCGCAACGGUGCGAGGGCGCAGCGGCGGCGGAGGACCCGAAGACACUCGUUCGCAGAGGAGGAACUGGCGAGCGAAGGUCUAGACAUGGAGUCCAAGGGCAUCGGAAUGCAGACAUUUCUGGACGAGGCGCUGGAACCCGACCCGCUGGCGGUGGGUCUGGACGAUGCCACGCAGGUGCUAUUGGACCACGCCGUGGCCGCGCUGGAGGGCGCCGGAGCGCUGGGCUCCGGGGUCGAGGCCCAGGCCGUGUGCGGCGCCAGGGGCCGCCUGUACACGUUGCUACGUCUCCAGUAG
Messenger RNA from Prorocentrum cordatum, 459 nucleotides. The record is from the annotation of a GenBank genome assembly. NCBI's taxonomy places the organism in Eukaryota, Dinophyceae, Prorocentrales, Prorocentraceae.